AUGUCAUCAGUUCCUCAAUACACUUCUCAAAACCAAUCUUCGAACAACCCAAUUGAAGAAGGGGGUCCAGUUCCUGAUUUUGACGAAUCAAGAUGGGCUCAUUCAAGUGUUUCAUCAUCUGGACAACAACCUUCCCACACUUCCCAACAACAACAACAACAACACGAAUCAGCAAUUCCAUCUGGUAGUAAAAUUCCUCCUCCAAUUGGUGAAUCAAGCUCCCACUAUUCUAGUGGACCAACACCUUCGAAAAACGAAUUGCACCAAGAUGCCACCACUCACUCCACUUCGUCUCAUGCUGGUUCUGGUGCAGGAUUGGGUUCAAAGAACGCUACUUCGUCAUCCACCUCCUCCUCAUCUUCUUACCCAAGUGCUGCAACAUCCGCAUUGAGAUCAGAUGCUGAUCCCAACCAUCCAAUUCAUGAAGCAGAAGAUUUCUUGACUGAAUUGUUAACUUGGAAGAAUCCAGUUUACACUGGUAAAAUCUUGGGUUUGACCCUUGGUGGGUUAAUUCUCUUCAAAACAAUUGACUUGGUUCGUAUCUUUUUCAAGAUUUCUUACAUUACAUUGUUAUUUUCUGCUGGCGCUGAAUAUAUUGGUAAAGUGUUUACUGGCCAAGGUUUUGUCAGCAAUUUCUACAAGAAUUAUUCUACCUCAUUUGCUAAACCUGUCAACAAGCAUCUUUUGCCAUUAAUUGGUGAAUUGAACGUAGCAAUUGAACAUCACUUGAAUUAUAUUGUUUAUUCAAGAAAUGUUGAAACUACUUUGAAAUUUGCUGGUAUUUCAUACAUCUUUUACCAAUUAACCUCAGUUGUUUCAUUGUUUGCCUUGACCAUUAUUUCAGUUAUUUUGUUGUUUGCCGUCCCACCAGCUUAUCUUGCCAAUAAAAAACAAGUUGAUGCUUUUGUUGGUGAAUAUACUGCUUGUUUCAAACAACAAGUGAGCAAACUUGUCGAUCAAAUUCAUGAAGCAUUGAGACAAACUCCAGUUGGUCCAUAUUUGCAAAAGUUUGCCCCAAGAAGAACAGCUGGUUCAACUGUUGGUGAUUCAAAGGCAACUUCCUAUGGAACUGCUGCCGAUUCUCAUGGUGUUAAUGUUAAUGUGCCUGUUGGAUCUAGUACAUCUUCAGCUGCUACUGGUGAAGCUAACUUGAGAGAAAGAAACAUACAAAAUACUGUCAAGAGUGAAUACUAUUAG
Molecule: messenger RNA, 1197 nt
Organism: Lodderomyces margitis
Lineage: Eukaryota; Fungi; Ascomycota; Pichiomycetes; Serinales; Debaryomycetaceae
Exons: 1
Coding region: 1-1197 (398 amino acids)
Source: RefSeq, a predicted model, not a curated record